AUGGCGACUUUCGGCAAAUCCUCCUUUGACACCGCCAUCUAUGCGACUUUCAGACCGACCUAUCCUAGGUCCCUCUUUGACUUCGUAUUCCGGUACCACGAGCGCAACAAGGGUGCAAGAUGGGACAGAGCAGUAGACCUAGGUUGUGGGACGGGUCAAGCAACAGUCGAGCUCACACCAUUCAAGCGCGUCACUGGCGUCGACCCAAGCCCUAAGAUGAUUGAAGUUGCUCAAGAUACUCUCAAGAAGACGCCAGUGAGCACUGGUCAAUAUGAGUACAUUCAGGCGAGCGCAGAGAGUCUACCAUUCUUGGAGGAUAGCAGUGUGGAUCUAGUCAUUGGUGCCCAGGCAGGCCAUUGGUUCGAUUGGAACAAAAUGUGGCCUGAGCUCGCAAGGGUGCUGAGGAAGAAUGGGAGUGCUGCAUUCUGGAUUUACUCCGAGUUCCGCUUCACCGGCUAUCCGUCACUCACAAAGAGAAUCAACGCUUAUAGCCAAGGCCUUGACCCACUGCACAGCGUCGGCCCAUACUGGCAGCAACCCGGCCGUUCGAUUUUAGAAAACCACUUGGUUGCAGUACCAGAUGGGAAUGAAGUUGUACCAGGGCGUUCAGUGAUUUCGAGAGAGUCUUCUUCACAG
Molecule: messenger RNA, 636 nt
Organism: Suillus subaureus
Lineage: Eukaryota; Fungi; Basidiomycota; Agaricomycetes; Boletales; Suillaceae
Product: S-adenosyl-L-methionine-dependent methyltransferase
Exons: 4
Molecular function (GO): S-adenosylmethionine-dependent methyltransferase activity
Source: RefSeq, a predicted model, not a curated record